Neohortaea acidophila is the source of this 1206-nucleotide messenger RNA. Its product is annotated as Alpha/Beta hydrolase protein. NCBI's taxonomy places the organism in Eukaryota, Fungi, Ascomycota, Dothideomycetes, Mycosphaerellales, Teratosphaeriaceae. The coding region runs from base 1 to 1206 and encodes 401 amino acids. Gene Ontology annotation, molecular function: epoxide hydrolase activity. Gene Ontology annotation, biological process: epoxide metabolic process. The record is from RefSeq and is a predicted model, not a curated record. The transcript has 3 exons.
AUGUCCGAAUACAACAUCGCAAUCCCUGACGCCGCCCUCGAGAGACUGAGGCAAAAGCUCGCCCUGACCAGAUUCCCCGACGAGCUCGAAGGCGCCGCAUGGGACUACGGAGCACCACUGGACGACAUCAAACGCCUCACCGAGUACUGGGAGAACGGGUUCGACUGGCGAGCGCAAGAAGCAAAGUUGAACGCGCUGCCCAAUUUCCAUCGGCCGAUCAAGCCCGACGGCUUCCCCGAACUCGACAUCCACUACGUGCAUCAGCGCUCUGCCGCGCCCGAUGCCAUCCCGCUCUUGUUCAUCCAUGGCUGGCCGGGGUCGUAUGUGGAGGUCACGAAGAUGUUGCCUGCGCUGCAGCAGCUUACCAACGGCGUCUCGUUCCACGUUGUCGCGCCUAGCUUGCCGAACUUUGGGUGGAGUGAGGGGGUGAAGAUGAAGGGGUUUGGGUUGAAGGAUUACGCGGUCGUUCUCAAUCGGUUGAUGAAGUCGUUGGGAUACGACAAAUACGUAACCCAAGGCGGCGACUGGGGCUUCAUGAUCUCGCGCGUCAUCGGCCUGCUCUUCCCCGACUCCUGCCUAGCCUCGCACAUCAAUAUGAUCCGCUCCGACGGCCCGCCCAAAUGGAGCAAAAACCCGCUCCUCGCGCUCCAGCACGCCGUCACGCCCUACAGCGCGCGCGACAAAGCCGGCUUCGCCCGCUCGCAAUGGUUCCUCACCGAAGGCAGCGGCUACCGCACGGAGCAGAGCACGAAGCCGCAGACGCUAGGCUACGCGCUGACCGACAGCCCCGUCGGCCUGCUCGCGUGGAUCUACGAGAAGCUGCACGACUGGACGGACGAGUACCGCUGGUCCGACGACGAGAUCCUCACGUGGGUGAGUAUCUACUGGUUCUCGACUGCGGGCCCCGCCGCGAGCUUGCGCAUCUACUACGAGGCGACGCACACGAAGGACGGCGUGCACCGUGAUCGCACGCACCAGUGGAUCCCCAAGGUGAAGCUGGGCUUGUGCCACUCGCCCAAAGAGCUGUCCGUCGUCCCUCACACGUGGGCGCGCACGCUCGGGCCGGUGGUGUACGAGUCGCAGAAGACGCGAGGGGGCCAUUUCGCCGCGUACGAAAUCCCGGACGAGAUUACGACGGAUUUGCAGAAGAUGUUUGGCAAGGGCGGGCCGUGCUAUCGCAUUGUCGCGAGCAAUGCUAAGUUGUAA